AAGGAAGCCAGAGCCAUUACCUCAAGUUGAACAGUUGCUCGAUACCCAGUAUCCCCAUUGGUUGUUCCACAAUCCAUACCACCUUCAUAACAACUGACAUAAACAUCUUUCUUCUGGCACAAAGAAGCAGUUCAUACUUCAUACCAACAGAUACUGUCUCAUAUCAUCAGCAUACAAGAUAGAAGAUCUGCCUGCAGCUUAAGGUGAUUGCAAAAUAAUUCAUCUCGAGGUGCAGAUCGUUCGAUGGGUUAGAUAUAUCUGGCUCUUGUUCUCUUUGCCGGGCCUUCAUCGAAAUAUUAGUCGUCAUGCCUCGAGUGCGGAUUCUUCCCAACAACAUCGAACAAGCGGUUGAGCAGAUAAUCCCUUUUCUAGAGGACACAAACGAUACCGCAUACAAGGCCAUCUAUUUUGAUGGAUGGAAGGGGCUGGCUGCUUCGGCGGUGCUUAGAGCUAUAGCUCAAGACCCUCCGCCUUCUUUGCUGAAGAUAUUCGACAAGAUCAUCCAUGUUGAUUGCUCGAGGUGGAAAAGCCGAAGAGCACUACAGAGGACAAUCGUGCAAGAACUCAAGCUUCCUCAGUGGGUCAUGGCUAUUUUUGACAGGCAAGACAAGGAAGAUGAUUUCAGAGGGGUAGAUGAAAGCUCCAGAAACGAGAUACAUGGCGUUGGGGAAGAGAUCCAUCGAUCCUUACGAGACCAGAAAUGCUUAGUUGUGUUCCAUAAUGGGAGCGACACCGCAAUUGACUUGAAUGAUUUUGGCAUUGUUCUGUCUGUAUGGUUUGGCAAUAAAGUCCUGUGGACAUUUCGAGGAAGGCUUCGGCUCAACUCAAAAAUUACAGAAAAGGUGGAUAAUUCACAUCUCUGUCUUUAUGAUGAGUAUAGUACUCACGGGUGGAAUUUUUUGCUGGAAAAUGAGGCUAGCGAAAUUGAUGGCUGCUCAGAUAAUCUUGGUCAAGCAGUUUGUUUCUUGUAUCUGUUGGCAUUAAAUUCUCAGGGAGGCGACGUCAUGGACUACAACUGGGCAACUCAUGCUUCUAGCUAUUGGGUCUGUGAUGGGAUUAUACAAGGAGGUCAGGAUGAAAAAGCAUGGAAGGUUGCUGCUGCUCUUCAUCAUCAGAUACGUAUGGAAGAUUAUUCGUCUAACACACUGCUGUCAUUUGGUGGCAAACUGGAGACUCCUCCGGAACGAUGGAUGGUUGUGAGGAUCUUGUUGCCGGAACUGUUGACUGUGCACCCUGAGUCCACUUCAUUUUUCUUGUUGCCGGACACAAGCGGAUCUGAUCCCUCAUUACGGUUAUUGCCCUAUGACAUGUUUCAUCAAUCGGACAACCUUCAUGUGCUCAAACUAUGCCGCUGCACCUUCAGUUUUUCUUCACCUCCUUUCCAUUGUUGCCGCAACAUAAGAUUCCUCGGAUUAGAUGGCUGCAAGGAUCGGCAAGAAGAAGAUGGUGAGAAGCAGGAUAGACCAGCUAUGGUAUUUUUUCAGAGCCUAUGGGUACUAGACAUACGCAAAACAGAUUGGGAAUUGGUUUCAUCACCAGAGAUAACUGAUCAGAUGUCUGCAAACAUUAGGGAGGUGCAUAUAAACAAGGGAAGGAUUUGGCGCCGCAGUAUGGAAUGGCGUCAACUGCAGAAUGUUCGAAAGCUCCGAGUAAUUGAGCCUACAUCCCCUUGGGUGACAGAAGAAAUGGAUGAAUUCAGAGAUAUGGUUAAGCUGGAGCUCCUUGACCUUUCUGGGAAUAGUGCAAUGCAAGUGUUACCAAGUUUAUCAGGGGCAACUAGUCUCAAGACUCUGGUUCUAGAUGGCUGUGUUGGUUUGAAGCAUGUUGGCCCCGAAGAACUACCUCCAUCACUUGAAUCAUUCAGCUUAGAUGCUCGUGCGGGAGUGGAUCAUAAUAAGAAAGCCGAAAUCACAAGUAUCUCUUUGGCUGGUUGUGCAAGAUUGGCGAGCUUCACAUUGUGUGGGUCACUUCCAAAUCUUGAGAAGCUGGAUCUAUCAGGUACUUUGGUCAAAACACUUGACCUCAAGGAUGAAGUGCUGCAAGUUCCAAUUCUUGAAGAAAUUAUUUUACUGGGAUGCUUGCAGCUCUAUGCCAUUCUAUGGCCGGAGAUGGGUUUGCCAAAACUAACAUUAUUACACAUUGAUUCUUCGGUCUGUCGUGUUCAUACAAAACUUGAUCAAGCAUAUGUUAGUAUAAUGGACAUACGGUUUUUUCAGAGCUUGGUAUUACAAAGUAAUGUUGCAUUCUGCUGGAAGAGUGCUAGGUCCCAUUUAAAUCUAUGUGUCCCUUGUACCAGCAAAUCUGAGGAAAAAAGCUAUAAGAGGGGGCAAAUAAUGGGUCGUCCUGGACCAAAGUUACUAAUACCGAAGAAUUACCGGACCUACAUGGAUGUUGAUGUUGAUGACAUGGCUAUUGAUCAUGACCACAUCAACGCACUGCAGUUUCAGCCGUCGGACUUCCAUGUGGAGAUUGGUGAGGGAAUUAGCGACAUUGGCAUGGAGAGUUCACAAGGAAUCAAGGCUAUCGUCUUUGCGGUGGCAAAGACUGAGUCGUUGCAUGUGCACGACAAUUCCUCCGUCACCACGGUCAUCCCUGAACACAUGAUGUCCAUAGAAGAUAAGAGAAUCUUAUGGCGACAUCUGAAACGGUGUCAUGUGGUGAGAUGCCCCAGGAUGCAUACAGUGUUUACUAUUUGGUUCAAUUACUACUGCUUCGAAAAACUAGAGAACUUUUGGGCGGCUGAUCUCCGGAUGGCCCAUUGUAUUUGGAGCAAAGGAAGGACAACAGGCAAGGACGAUGUUUCCUUUGCGAAACUACGGAAUAUACACCUGUACUCCUGCCCGAGGCUCGCAUAUGUUCUCCCGCUGUUGGGGUUCACCUUGAGAAGCUUAGAGACGCUUCACAUUGUCAACUGUGGUGACCUCAUUGAGGUAUUCCCUGUGGAGGAACAGUUUCUGACACGAAUAGCUACCGAUCAUAGGAAUGGCGUAUUGGAGUUCCCAAAGCUGAAGCACAUCUUCCCAAAGCUGAAGCACAUCUACCUGCAUGGGGUCUAUAAGCUGCAACGGAUCUGCGAGGCCAAGAUGUUUGCCCCCAAUCUCGAGACCGUCCGGCUCAGGGGAUGCUGGGGUCUCAGGCGCCUCCCAGCCGUCGGGCCAGAUAGCCGCCCCGUGGUGGAGUGCGAGAAGGAUUGGUGGGAGAAGCUGGAGUGGGACGGGUUGGAAGCUGGCCACCACCCUUCCCUCUUUGAGCCACGCCACUCGUCGUAUUACAAGAAGCCGCUGCCCAGAGGCUCGGUUCUCCGGUGAUCCCCGACAUAACCGUCCAGGCGUCCAGGUUUGGUGGUGACAAACCUACAACAGUUCAAGUCGAUGAAUUUUUGCUGGCCAAUAUUGUGUCGGAGACUCGGAGUGUUUUCUGAAUUCUGAAAGAAGAAGAAUUUGAUGCGCGUUUGCUUGUGUUCUGCUGAAUUUAUUUUCAUCUGUGUGUGGUUUGGUUUUAUUUGUGCUUUUAAUAAGAAGGAUUUCAUGUGCCUGUGUUGUGUCGCACCAUGGCCAGACAUACAACCCCCACUGUGUGAGUGAGAGUACUUCUUGGCUUGCCAAAGACUAUUUGUAUGAAACCAAAUUAAUUUGGGCGUGGUUGAUUUGGAAGCA
Messenger RNA from Brachypodium distachyon (stiff brome), 3656 nucleotides. RefSeq lists its product as uncharacterized. The coding region runs from base 306 to 3308 and encodes 1000 amino acids. Lineage: Eukaryota; Viridiplantae; Streptophyta; Magnoliopsida; Poales; Poaceae. The transcript is spliced from 4 exons. The record is from RefSeq and is a predicted model, not a curated record.